GGCCAGCGCGGCGGCGGCGGCGGCGGCGGCGGCAGCAGCAGAAGCAGCCCCGGCUGCGGGUCGCGACGGCGGCGGGGCGCCCCCUCCCCCGUGCCGGGGCGCGGCGGAGGGAUGUGGGGCUUUGCGGGAGGAAGGCUUUUCGGCAUUUUCUCGGCCCCAGUGCUGGUGGCGGUGGUGUGCUGCGCCCAGAGCGUGAACGAUCCCGGGAACAUGUCCUUUGUGAAGGAAACGGUGGACAAGCUGUUGAAAGGCUACGACAUUCGCCUAAGACCCGACUUCGGGGGUCCCCCGGUUUGCGUGGGGAUGAACAUCGACAUCGCCAGCAUAGACAUGGUUUCCGAAGUCAACAUGGAUUACACCUUAACCAUGUAUUUUCAACAAUAUUGGAGAGAUAAAAGGCUUGCCUAUUCUGGGAUCCCUCUCAACCUCACGCUUGACAAUCGAGUGGCUGACCAGCUAUGGGUGCCUGACACAUAUUUCUUAAAUGACAAAAAGUCAUUUGUGCAUGGAGUGACAGUGAAAAACCGCAUGAUCCGCCUUCACCCUGAUGGAACGGUGCUGUACGGGCUCAGAAUCACCACAACCGCAGCAUGCAUGAUGGACUUGAGAAGAUACCCCUUGGAUGAGCAGAAUUGCACGCUGGAAAUUGAAAGCUAUGGCUAUACCACAGAUGACAUUGAAUUUUACUGGCGUGGCGGCGAUAAGGCUGUCACUGGAGUGGAGAGGAUUGAGCUCCCACAGUUCUCUAUUGUGGAGCAUCGUCUAGUCUCAAGGAAUGUUGUCUUUGCCACAGGUGCCUAUCCUCGGCUCUCACUGAGCUUUCGGUUGAAGAGAAACAUUGGAUACUUCAUUCUCCAGACUUACAUGCCCUCUAUACUAAUUACGAUUCUCUCAUGGGUGUCCUUCUGGAUCAAUUAUGAUGCAUCUGCGGCUAGAGUUGCCCUUGGGAUCACGACCGUGCUGACGAUGACAACCAUCAACACACACCUUCGGGAGACAUUACCCAAAAUCCCCUACGUCAAAGCCAUUGACAUGUACCUCAUGGGCUGCUUUGUCUUUGUGUUUCUGGCCCUUCUGGAGUAUGCCUUUGUCAACUACAUUUUCUUUGGAAGAGGCCCACAAAGGCAGAAGAAGCUUGCAGAAAAGACAGCCAAGGCAAAGAAUGACCGUUCCAAGAGUGAAAGCAACCGGGUGGAUGCUCAUGGAAGUAUUCUGUUAACAUCGCUGGAGGUUCACAAUGAAAUGAAUGAGGUCACGGGCGGUGUUGGUGAUACCAGGAAUUCAGCAAGACCCUUUGACAACUCAGGAAUCCAGUACAGGAAACAGAGCAUGCCUAGGGAAGGGCAUGGGCGACACAUGGGGGACAGAAGCAUCCCGCACAAGAAGACCCAUCUACGGAGGAGGUCUUCACAGCUCAAAAUUAAAAUCCCUGAUCUAACCGAUGUGAAUGCCAUAGACAGAUGGUCCAGGAUCGUGUUUCCAUUCACUUUUUCUCUUUUCAACUUAGUUUACUGGCUGUACUAUGUUAACUGAGUGACUGUACUUGAUUUUUCAAAGACUUCAUUUAACACUGAGUGAAAUAUUA
Messenger RNA from Mustela lutreola (European mink), 1585 nucleotides. RefSeq names its product gamma-aminobutyric acid type A receptor subunit beta3 (gene GABRB3). NCBI's taxonomy places the organism in Eukaryota, Metazoa, Chordata, Mammalia, Carnivora, Mustelidae. Gene Ontology annotation, biological process: nervous system process; monoatomic ion transmembrane transport; chemical synaptic transmission. Gene Ontology annotation, molecular function: neurotransmitter receptor activity; extracellular ligand-gated monoatomic ion channel activity; GABA-A receptor activity. Bases 112 to 1533 code for a protein of 473 amino acids. The record is from RefSeq and is a predicted model, not a curated record. The transcript has 9 exons. Gene Ontology annotation, cellular component: neuron projection; synapse; GABA-A receptor complex.